Messenger RNA from Enterobius vermicularis (human pinworm), 336 nucleotides. The record is from the annotation of a GenBank genome assembly. Lineage: Eukaryota; Metazoa; Nematoda; Chromadorea; Rhabditida; Oxyuridae.
AUGGUGAGAUUUUGGCGUGGCACUUUGCAGCAGCCUUUUGCAGUAAAACUUUUCAAAGGGAUUGAGGCAGCACACCCUCAAUUUACGAACAGAACUGUUAUGGUCAAAAAUAAUGACAUUGAUACCGCUUUUAUCGCAUUAAAUAGGAUGAUGGAGAAUGAAGGCCUUAUUUCGAUAAUUCGAAAAACAACACGCUAUAUUGUUCCUUGUCAGCAAAGAAGGUUGGCAUCAUUAGCUGCAUCAAAAGCCAUAUUUAAUGAAGAUAUGAGGUAUAAAACAAAAUUUUUGUUGAGGAAGAACCGGCCUGAUCCGCUUGCUGGUCAAAUUACCACGUAA